This is a messenger RNA of Gryllus bimaculatus (two-spotted cricket), 570 nucleotides long. Lineage: Eukaryota; Metazoa; Arthropoda; Insecta; Orthoptera; Gryllidae. The record is from the annotation of a GenBank genome assembly.
AUGCGGAGAGUCAACCCGACUUUCUUCGAACUGUGCCUUCCGUCGAUGCGCCCGGAUGUGUACAAGUUGAAGGCCGUCUCGCUCCUGGACGGGUACGACACUCUGGGGCGGCCCGUCUGCUAUUUCUCCGCGGAUUUUCAACCAACAAGCAUUACCAACUGUCAGUUCAUUCAACUGAUCGUCCACCUCCUCGAUUUCCUGAUGAUUGACCCGCGCAUGCAAAUCUCAGGUGUCACCAUUCUGGUGAACCUGGAUAAGCAGACUAUUGGGCACGCGAAACUCAUAACUAUUAAGUUUCUCAAGCUAAUGUUGCAGAUUUUUCAGAGUGGAAAGAGUACAACCUCAACGUGCCCGACAGUGCCAGCCUUCGUCAUUCUUUUUUCUCCCGUUCGUCCCGCUCGUCUCGCCCGUCGCGGGCUUCGCACUCGUCCGCCUGACGAAAGCGAGCCGGCGCAGUCCGGGGGCUCGCUGGCCCACGCCUCUACGCGCGUAAAGCCUCCUCCGAUCAUAAAAGCUCAAUCAAAAUUAACCCUCUGCAUUCCAAGCUCUAAAUGUAAUGCUGAACACUAA